AUGUCACCGAUGUUGGACAGCAGCAGCGACGACGACGUCCCUCUGGCUCAGAAGAAGGCAGCACUGCUCGUCAAAAAGCCCGCCCCUGCACCUGAGACAAAGACUGUCCCCCCCAAGGCCACGCCGAAGGAGCCUGCCAAGGUCAAGAAGGAGCAGGGCCCCCUCAAGAAGGAGACCAUCCCCGCUGCCAGCAACGGCAAGCCCACUGCCUCUCAGAUCAGCUCCUCUCCCUCAAAAAUCCGGGUGAAGAAGGAGUAUGGGCUGCCAGGUCAGACCCGGGAUACUCCAGAUGAGGCUGACCCCCUCCGCAAGUUCUACACCUCCCUGCUCGUCCAGCGGCCGGCCAGCGACAUGGCCCGCAAGUGGUGUGUCAUGCACGGCCUGUUGAGCGAGGCCGAGGCCGCCGCCUACGUGGACGAGGUAGCCGCCAAGAAGCUGGCGGCACGCCCGCCGUCCCGACAGGCGGCGGGGAGCGCUACCAAGACUGCACCCGGGGCAAAGCACAAGAAGGAGGAGGAGGAUGUGGAGUGGAGCGACGACGGGAGCGAGCAGGAGGUCCUGCCCUCCAAGCAGCGGCGGGGCGGCGUACCCCGGCCCCCAAAGCCCCCGGCCGGCUCAGACUCGGACGACGACAUCAUACUGGCCCGUCGGCCGACCCGGCCCGCGCCUGCGCCGAGGAAGCCCAAGGCUUCCACGCGGGACGUCGCUUUCCAGGACGGUGGGCUGGGGGAGGAGUCCCCGAGCGACGACGAUGUCCCCCUCCUGGCCAGGAAGCGGUGA
Messenger RNA from Auxenochlorella protothecoides, 780 nucleotides. RefSeq lists its product as hypothetical. The record is from RefSeq and is a predicted model, not a curated record. The transcript has 4 exons. NCBI's taxonomy places the organism in Eukaryota, Viridiplantae, Chlorophyta, Trebouxiophyceae, Chlorellales, Chlorellaceae. The coding region runs from base 1 to 780 and encodes 259 amino acids.